Molecule: messenger RNA, 564 nt
Organism: Rotaria socialis
Lineage: Eukaryota; Metazoa; Rotifera; Eurotatoria; Philodinida; Philodinidae
Source: the annotation of a GenBank genome assembly
AUGAUGAAUGAAACAUCGUUUAUAGACGAAAAAUGGUUUAAUGAAACUCAAUCUGGUAGUGUAGGUGCAGCUUUAUUCAUUAUAUGUUACAUUGGUUUUUACGGAUUCAUUCUAAUAUCAUUUUUCGUUCAACAAUUAAAAGAAACUCAAAAACAACGUGCUGAUUUACCAUCAUAUGUCUUAAAAACACUUUGGGAUAUACCAAGUAAAAAUAAACUUUAUGAGGAAUUAGCUGAUGUCGAGCGUUUAAAACGAAUAUUUCAUGGUUAUUUUUUGGAUCAUGAAUCACAUACGAAAACAACAAACGAAGAACUUCAAACUAUGGUUGACAAACGUGCAUGUGAAUGUGCUUCAAAAUAUCGAGAAAAAUUACGACGUCUUCAUUUAUCACAUGUAGACUAUUAUACAGAUACAAUUCCAAGUUUGUCUCGUCUUAGUAAUGAUGUUCAAGAACAAGCUUUGCAAUCAAUGACACCAACGCAUACAAUUAGUACGAAAACAAGUAUUGAUUCUUCUAAACAAGACGAUUCUGACACUCAUGUUUUCUCUAUAUCCGUAGUUUGA